Mercenaria mercenaria is the source of this 566-nucleotide messenger RNA. RefSeq names its product cysteine-rich protein 2-binding protein-like. The transcript has 5 exons. NCBI's taxonomy places the organism in Eukaryota, Metazoa, Mollusca, Bivalvia, Venerida, Veneridae. The record is from RefSeq and is a predicted model, not a curated record. The coding region runs from base 39 to 551 and encodes 170 amino acids.
UACGAGAAUUAGACGAACUGUACAGACGCAAAGUGAAAAUGUCUGCAGAGGCAACAGGACAUUGUUACUGUGGAAUACCGGAUAUUACAAGUACAUACUACUUCUCCUGUGAGAAAUGUAAAAGAAAGUUUCAUGAAGAAUGUUUGAAGAGUGGUCCAGCAUCAGCAUUAAAGGGAGACUACCUGUAUCGUUUCAAAUGUGAGAUGUGUGGAGGUGGCGAGGAAGAACUAACACGCAUGAGGCUCCAAUGGGUGCAAGUAGUCCACCUAACAUUGUACAAUCUACAGCUGGCGGGGUCAGGAAUGUGUGGAUAUUUCAGAUGGAAGGAACAUAUCUGUACAUUCAUUGACAAUCACUGGACUACUUUCUUUGGAUCUCAAAGAAAGAAGACCUCACUAUGGCAUGGUACUGUAGCUGGUGUGUUAUCCCAGGGAUGUCCAGCAAUCUUUGUGUCUGGUGCCAAUGAACUGAAGGAAAGUGGGUGGUGGCGACUGAAGGAAUUGCAGCCCCCAAAUCCUCAUAAACAAAGUAUAUUCAUUGAUUGUAAUUAAACCAUUGAAAUAUAU